Molecule: messenger RNA, 4269 nt
Organism: Acanthocheilonema viteae
Lineage: Eukaryota; Metazoa; Nematoda; Chromadorea; Rhabditida; Onchocercidae
Source: the annotation of a GenBank genome assembly
AUGCAAUCGGAGCUUACAGAAUUGGAAGAAAAAUUAUCUUUGGGCAAUCAAUUGCUAGCAUAUGAUAUCGAUCUAAAAAGUGCCGAUAGUCCGGAAGAUAUUGGAGAAAAGGCGAAAAAUAUUGAGAAUUUAGAGCAGUUCAUGGUUUCACUAAUUGAUAAGUUGAAAGCUUGUGAUAGCAGUAAUAUGACCGAGGAACAACGAAUUGAUAUGGAAAGAAAAUUAGAUGAAGCGAUGUCGCUUAUUAAUAAGCUACAUGCUUUACGGGAAUCUAUUUCAAGUCAUUUAAAAUCACUUGCUGAUUGGAAAACUGCUGAAGGCGAAUUAGAAGAUGAAAUACGGGUAAUUAUGGACAAUAUUGAAGGACUACGUGAUAGCUAUUCGCAACCGCAACCGUACCCAACAGCAAUCAAUGAUGUAAACAUAUUGCAACGAUUACAGGAUCAGAUCAUGAAAUUAUUGCAAAAAACGAUAGAUAAAGAACAAACUUUAUCACAAAAUUUGCCUAACUAUCAUCCUGCAAUCAAUGCAAUCAAGCAACAAAUUGAAAAAGCUACUGAAGAUGUUAAGAAAUUAUUGCCAUCACUUAUUGAAGAUGUUUCAACAGAAAAGCAACUUGUUGACAUACAAAACGAUUUAAUCAAUCAAUUGAAUGGAUUGAAUGAUCGCGCCAUAGUGAUUCGUAAUGAACCACAUGAUGAAACACAAAUUCCACGAUUAGAAGAAUUGAAAAAUGAGCUUGAAGAAGUAGGUGAUAUGCUGAAAGAAUUGAAGGAAAAGGAAAACAAACCAAUGAAACUGGUGCUACAUUCAGAUGAUCUAAAGAUAACAUCUGUAGUUGAUCAAUAUGAAAAAGUUAAUCGACUUCUGAAUGAAACCAAAGAGCAAUUGGCGAAUCAAGUUGCUUCAACGGAAUUGCAAUCGACAGUUAGUAAUGAAGCUCAAGAGCUGCAUUAUAUUGUCGAUGAAGCAUAUAAAGUUGAAAAUGAUGUCAACGCAACAGCAAGCGAUUUGCGGAAGGCAAUUGAUGAUCUCAAAAAUGGUCGAUCACAUUUGACAGCAUUAAAAAAUGCAUACGAUCAACUAGAAAACGUACCGGAUAUGAAUUUAUUCUAUGAAAAUGUAUUUGAUGAGAUUUCGACACUAAAUGAACAAUAUGACAAUGUUGAAAGGAAUUUGGAAGAUCGACUUGAUAUGCUGAAUGAAUUUGAUGUAAUAGCGGAUAGUGUAAAUAAGCGAUUGAUGGAUCUUGAAGAUAAUGUACAUAAAUUAGAAGUUCCAAGUGCCAGCUGUGAAUUAUCCGUUGCCGAUAAAGGACUUAGUGAUGUUAAUGAAUUACAAGAAUCAUUGAAAAAAUUACACGAAUUGAAGGAACAAUUAACACCAUUAUUGAAACCUGCUUCUACAGUUGAAAAUUUCGAUAAUCGUUUAGCAGAUGUGAGCAAAAAUUUCCAACAAUGGCACGACGAGAGUGUGAAAAAGAAGCAAGAAUUGGAGGCUGAAAAUAAUCUGUUAAGUUUGAUCAACGAUUUUGAGCAAACUCUUGUUAAUGCGGAAAAUGAUUUCGAAAAACUUGAAGGAACAAUGAAUGCAUUGAAGAGUUUCAAAGAUAUGAUUUUGCCAAUAGUAGUUGAAAAAUCUGAUCGUAUCAGAGAUCUAAUAUUACCGGUAAAAACGGAAAACAUUAAGCAGCUUUAUCAUAAUGUCGAUAUGCUAAAUGAUCGAUUUAAUGAUUUGUCAACACGUGUGAAUGAUAAAUUGAAUGAUGCAGAAAGACAAGAGAAUCUAUUUGAUGACAUUCAACGAGAGCUUAAUAAUAUGGAACAAAAAACUGAUGAUUUUAUCAAGAAAUAUACCACAUCACAAGAUUUAUUAAUUGCCAUGGAAGAUGUCGAUCAGCUGUAUUCUCUUCAGGAUCAAAUUCCAUCAUUAUCAGCAAUGGAAAAUAUUACAGAAGAUGGACUUAAAGAUAAUUUAAUAAAGAAAGCAGAUACUAUGAAGAACAAAAUCGAAAAUUUGCUUGUUCCGCUUAAAAAAGAUAUACAAAAAGAGCAAGAGUUGAUGCGCGAUUUGCAUGAAACAUUGUCUACAUUAACUGCAAUUGGUGAUGAUGUUAUUGCAGUUGAUCCCAAUACUGAAUCAUUACAACAGCUAGAAAGCAUUCAUCAAUUAGCGGAAAAUUUGCGACAAUUAAAAGGAAAAAUUGAAAAGUUGGAAGAAAAGUUACAAAGUUCGGAAGGGAUGGUUAAACAUGCAUUAGUAACUGAUGAUCUAUUUGGUCGUGUUGUACAGUUACAAGAUGCACUUGAUGAUAAGAAAGAAAAAUUGACAGAACGUGCUAAAUUAUGUGCUAUAACUCCGGAGAUAAAUUUGAUCAACGAAAGUGUGCAAAAUUACAUUAAUGAAAUGGAACAAAUACCAAUGCAAACAAUUGAGGAGCAAAAUGUUGCAUUAAGUGAGCUAGAGGGAAAGAAAUAUGAACUUGAAAAUCUGCUCAAAAAUAUUCCUCAAGGUGAUGAAGGCAGUGAAUUACGAGAAAAGUGUAAUUGGUUACUGGGACAACUCAAUGAUGUUCUAAAACGAUUAGCUGAUGCAGUUGGAGAGAAGUUUACAGCAUUAGGGGCAUUCAAUGUAAUCAAAGAUGAAGUUGAAGCACAAAUCUCGUCGUUGCAAUCUGUACCAGCAUCGAUUUCUGGUGAAUAUACUGUAUUCGAACUUGAUAAUCAGCUACAUGAUAUAAAUGUCGAGACGGAAAAGCUGCAGAAGUUAAGGGAAAAAAUUUUACAUGCAAAUGUUUCUGAACUUGAUAGAGAGCAGUAUGAUGAAAGAAGUGUUCUUUUGUCAAAAAUUGAUGAGUCUUUGCAACAUGCACAGAAGAAUCAUGAAUAUUUUAACAAGAAGCGUAUUCAGUUGCUCGCUCAUGAAAAGAUAUGUGCCGACUCUAAGGCAUUGUACGAUGAGUUAGAAAAAUUGGUAAAGGAUGGUGAAAAGUUGUUGAGCGAUUCAGAGGCUCUCCCAAUAUCCUAUGGUUCCACCGCGGAUGCACUGAGCACUCUUACUGAAAAGGCAAUCAAUUUACGCAUCAAUGAACCGGAAAUCGAACAAUCACAGAAGCUAAUUUUUAAACAGUUAUGGGAACUGGUUGACAACGCUAAAGAUGUGCAAACACAAUUGAUUCAACGUGCAUAUAUGUGGGAACAAUUUGUAAAGGAACGUGACUCAGCAUUAGAAGAACUGAACGAUAUACGCGGGCAAAUACAUGAAAUUGAUGGACGAGGAAUGAGAAGAUUCGAUAAAAUGCUUGAUGAUUUGGAAGCUCUGAAGGUUCUCUAUCUGAGAUGGUCGUUCCUCGCAAAUCUGCAAUCACGAUUGUUAUCUUUGAGCUCACAGCUUCACCCACUAACUUGUGCCCAACGAGAGGGAAAAGCAUAUGCUGAGGAAGCAAGUGAGCUUGAGAAAAAAUUCGAGAAUUUGUUGGAUUCCAUGUCCGCCGAAUUCAGAGUAAGAGAGGAAAUUGUGCAUUCAUUACUCGUAAUAUCAGAUGAACUCGACGAUAUCAGAAAUGUACUCGACGCUCAAAAUAUAACAGCUUGUUCACAAAAGGAAUUGCAGCAACAUUUGGAAGGUAUUCGUGCACAUUUGAGCACAUUGGAUCAAGAUAUUGCCAAAUACAAUGAUAACAGAAUCUUUUUGAGCGAAGAAACUGAAAUUUCAACCAGACAUAAUUUUGAACGAUUAGAAGAAAUUGAAGGAAAACUAAAACGAGUGGAGUUUACGGACACUGAAGAAGAAUACGAUAUUGAUGCUGCUGCGGAAGUAUUAGCAGCAAUAUAUCCGGAUGACCAUCCACGUGAUGUACUGCGUGAACAGGGCAUACCAUUUGAUGAUGAUUCAUAUGAUCAUAAUCCUAGUUCUGCUACCAGCGAUGAUGAUGAUAAGAACAAAUUCAAAACUCCACUUGAUGAUGAAAUAAUGUUAGAAGAAAGCGAAGAAGAUGCCGUUGAAGCGCAUCCAUCACAUGGUGUCGUCGCACUCUCACCAAUUCCUGAUGAUCCAGGCCCAGGACAUGUGCAUUAUGAGCGACAACGUUCUCGUUGGAGACGUGUCCUUCGUACUGCAUUACCUCUCCAGGCUAUGCUUGUGUUACUUCUUGGUGCAGCAUGUCUUGUACCACAUUGUGAUGAUGAAAGUUGUUGCCAGUUGCUCAAUAAUUUUGCGCGAAGCUUCGACCCGUCGUUAGAAUUCUUAAAUGGACCGCCACCUUUUUAA